Alternaria postmessia is the source of this 2121-nucleotide messenger RNA. RefSeq lists its product as uncharacterized. The record is from RefSeq and is a predicted model, not a curated record. The transcript is spliced from 2 exons. The coding region runs from base 1 to 2121 and encodes 706 amino acids. NCBI's taxonomy places the organism in Eukaryota, Fungi, Ascomycota, Dothideomycetes, Pleosporales, Pleosporaceae.
AUGGAAGGAGUACCGUCAGCUACGAAGUUCAAACACGAACCCCUCCCGGAUUCGAAUACACACAUACGACUGCUAGGAAUCCAGGGCAUCGAUGCAUAUGAUCAUGUAGUUUGUCUUCUUACCGCCUGGCCAGUUGAACAAGCUCCAGAUUACUAUGCUUUGUCAUACACCUGGGGCUCACCUAAUUCAAGUCAUGAAAUUAUUAUCAAUGGAUGUAUCUUCAUGGCAGGUCGAAAUUGCGUCUAUGCGCUCAGACAGGCGCUUUCAACGAAAGCGAGCAGGUAUUUCUGGAUGGACGCUCUCUGCAUCGACCAAAGCACCACACAGGAAAAGAGUCACCAAGUGGGUAUGAUGGCACAGAUAUACGCAAGAUCGCGACAUGUAUUGGCGUGCGUUGGGCCUCGCAUCGACGUCAUCGAGUAUUGCAGGCCCUACAAGGCAGACGGCACGUAUCAAUGGGCUUCCAAGGAAGAAGACGCGUACUUGACGCACAGGGACGAUAACACGUUGUUGUUUCGAUUCAUCGAUAGGCACAGAUCACUUUUGGCCAGCAUACACCGGCUCACCCUCAGGUCUGGCUUUGAGCAGACUCGCAACUGGGUAGAACCUAAUCCUAUCCCGAAAAGCUCUUGGAUCGCGCUGCGAUGCUUAUGUGCGUUCAGUCCUCGUCUAAGACAAACAGUUGCAACCAAGUUCUUCACCUUCAUGAAACGCCCAUAUUUUUCUCGAGUUUGGGUCUUGCAGGAGCUUCAUUUGGCCCCAAACAUCUCGCUUUGUUGUGGCACGGACGUGCGAUCGUUUGACUAUCUGCUGGCCGUCAGCAUGCUGGUAGACUUCUGGAUCAAUAUCUCUAAUUACAAAAAGUCUUUGACCUUCACUGUCUCGCUCAUGGCAAGAUUGUUUUCAAGGCAGCAAUGGUUCUUGCGCCGACAGGAAUCUUGCGCGACGGAGAUAUUUGAGGAAAAGUUCCGCGCAAUCCAGAACCAACGCGGAUGUCUAUCCCUCGCUUCUGGUACUGGAGGACGCCGCCGAUUGGCAGUGAUCUUAGAGGUCAUGCAUAGUUUUGGAUGCACUGACGUACGCGACAGACUAUUCGGCGUCUUGGCUCUGGUAGACUGGGGUCCUGGCAAGGCUGUUGUACCAGACUACGAAAAGGACGGCUACCAGCUUGCUGUUGAAGUACUUCAACUAUAUCUCGAAAACUCCGAAACCAAACCUGUCUCUGGAAUGGCUAUCGAGUGGCCUCGCCGACUAUGGAAAACCUUUGGAGUUGAGAUCCAAGGGCAGGCAAUACGAAACGCGAAAGUGAAGAGAUACAAUGGCUAUACGAUACCGCACUAUCAGUCGCCAUUAUAUUUCGAAUUCGAUCCUCCCCAUAUUAGGAAACCAUUUCGCGGUGUCAAUGGUACUACAGUGGACCCUGGCGAUGAAUCAGGGCAUUCGAGAGAUAUCUGGUAUGGGGUCAGGCUGCUUGAGAACCCGGAUCUCCGCAAAAGUGCCUUGGGUUCAAGCGACCUAGCGCCGCGUUAUCUUUGGUGCGAGGAGCAUGAUUCAAGAUUCUCGUCCAGGGUCACGUCUCCUCUUGUAAAGAUUUUCGAUCAAGAGAAGCGAUCAUUCGCAUGGGCACCAGCAGACACGAAACCGAAUGACUGGCUACUGUUUAGUGCAGCAAGUACAUGGUACAAUCGAACGCCUGCGAUGGUCGUAGUUAGAGACGGCGAUCCAGAUCUUGGUACGUUUCUUAUCAUCGGUCAAGCGUCGAGGAAUCCUGGAUACCCGUAUGGAUAUCAAUACGAGAAAUCUAUCUUGGCAUCCCUCGAGUGGCGACACUUUGAAUCCAACUGGCACGCGGAAGACUUGUUUUUCUUCGACUGGAAUCACAGAAACCGUUCAGUUGCUUUAGUUGCCAACAGGCCAACGAUGGUGGAGACGUCGAAAUGGCUAAAGAUGGAGGUUUGUGCCUACAAAGGCUCAUCAUUCUUCAAAGGCCCACGCACCCCAACAUCGGAUCAUCAGAAGCAUGCGGCAAGGGUGGUCAGUCAGUGGACAGGAAGGCACACGGCAAGACAGUAUGGCAAUGCUGCACCGCUACCCGCGCGGUUUCUCACGCUCAUGCGAUAA